GCCAGUAUCAAAUUAAAACACGGCUCCAUAUCACACUCUGUCUGUGGCAGCAAACACACGUAAGCCAAGGAGAAGAAGACCCUUAUGGGUCUAAGUGUUUAACUCCUAGCUCCUUGCUGUGUGAUCGAUAGAUGUGUGUAUAUAUGCACAUACAUGCAUGGUUAAUUAAGUUGCAACGACGACGACGACCAUGGAGACUGUGUUCAAGUGGAGAGCAAGAACAGGAGGCGGAGUCUCGCUGAUCCAUCUCCUCGUCCGGUGUUUUGCAGUGUCAGCUGCCAUCUUGCUGCUGGCAGAUGGGAGGCAUGCUGAUGCCGUAGAUCCCGCCGCACCCGUGGAGAUACAGCAGACAGGCAGCAGCAGCGAGGUGGCCGACGAGCAGCAGUGGCGGAUGGUGAGGACCAGGGGGAACCAGUUCGUCGUCGGCGACGACGACGACCACAGGCCGUUUUACGUGAACGGCUUCAACACGUACUGGCUGAUGAUCCUCGCCGUCGACCCGUCCACCAGGGGCAAGGUCACGGAGGUGUUCCAGCAGGCGGCGGCGGCCGGCCUCACGGUGUGCCGCACCUGGGCCUUCAACGACGGCGGCUGGAGGGCGCUUCAGAAGUCGCCGUCUGUCUACGACCAGGAUGUCUUCAAGGCGCUGGAUUUCGUGGUGAGCGAGGCGAGGAAGUACAGGAUCAGGCUUAUACUGUCACUGAUCAACAACUGGGACAGCUACGGCGGCAAGGCGCAGUACGUCAAAUGGGCCGGGGACGACGCCGCCGCCGACGGCGGCCGCCUCAACAUCACCGCCUCCGUUGACGAUGACUUCUUUUCCGACCAAACCGUGAAGGUCUACUUCAAGAACCACGUCAAGAACAUGCUGACGAGGGUGAACACGUACACCAGUGUGAUGUACAAGGACGACCCGACCAUCUUCGCGUGGGAGCUCAUGAAUGAGCCGCGCUGCACGUCGGAUCCAGCCGGGAACAAGCUGCAGGAGUGGAUCCAAGAGAUGGCGUUCCAUGUGAAGUCCAUCGACCCGGACCACCUGCUGGAAGUUGGCGGCGGCGCAGAGGGCUUCUACGGGCCCUCGUCGCCGUCACGGCUUCCGGCCAACCCGAACGCCUAUGCUGGCCAGGUCGGCACCGACUUCAUCCGCAACCACCGCGUCCUGGGCGUCGACUUCGCCUCCGUCCACAUCUACCCAGACACCUGGAUGCCGGGCGCGACUCUGGAGGCACGGCUCUGGUUCGUGGACUCGUGGAUGGAGGCGCACAUCGCCGACGCCGACGGCACGCUGGGCAUGCCGGUGGUGUUCACGGAGUUCGGGGCGUCCACCACCAAGGCCCGGAGCGGCUGCUUCAACGCGACCACGAGAGACCAGUUCAUCCAGGCGGUGUACGCGCGGCUCCUCAACUCCACGCGGCGUGGCGGCGCCGGAGCGGGGGCUUUGCUCUGGCAGAUGCUCCCGCUGGGGACCGACUACAUGGACGAUGGCUACGGCGUCGUGCUUCCCAGGGCGGCGGCCACUGCCCGGAUCAUCUCGGCGCACUCCAGGGACCUGGCCAUUUUCAACUCGAGGUGCGCCUGGAGCUGCCGCUGGGGGUGCAGGAGGCGGGGGCACAAGUCGGAGGAUCCUGAUGUUGAUGAUGACCUGCCGCUCGUCGAGGAUAAACAACGAGAAGCAUAGAAUUAAUACUACUAAUGAGAGAUAAAUGGCCGUGCGUUGCUACGGAGCAAAAAUAUUUAAAAAUGUUGAUAGAAAAGGCAUAUAGAUAACUCUAUUUCAUCAUACAAUUGAUACAAAAGUAGCAGUUAAAUUGCCAAUGACAUGUGAUGCUAAGCAUCACCACUCUAGGAGACCACUCUAGGAGAUGUCCAAAUCUCAGAAUUACCUCGUCUCAAAUA
Zea mays is the source of this 1896-nucleotide messenger RNA. RefSeq names its product putative mannan endo-1,4-beta-mannosidase 5. NCBI's taxonomy places the organism in Eukaryota, Viridiplantae, Streptophyta, Magnoliopsida, Poales, Poaceae. The record is from RefSeq and is a predicted model, not a curated record. Gene Ontology annotation, biological process: polysaccharide catabolic process. Gene Ontology annotation, molecular function: mannan endo-1,4-beta-mannosidase activity.